Molecule: messenger RNA, 672 nt
Organism: Pectinophora gossypiella (pink bollworm)
Lineage: Eukaryota; Metazoa; Arthropoda; Insecta; Lepidoptera; Gelechiidae
Gene: SmD2
Product: probable small nuclear ribonucleoprotein Sm D2
Exons: 3
Coding region: 132-491 (119 amino acids)
Biological process (GO): spliceosomal snRNP assembly; RNA splicing
Cellular component (GO): U4/U6 x U5 tri-snRNP complex; U1 snRNP; catalytic step 2 spliceosome
Molecular function (GO): RNA binding
Source: RefSeq, a predicted model, not a curated record
GCUAAAUGUCACAGACAAUAAAAAAAACUAGGCGGACAUAGACAAACGAAUAGACGCGCGCGUGUAUAUUUUCGCUAUUUUGCUGGUUUUUAUCGUGUAUUUCUAACUAAAUUAACUAAAAAUCAUAUAGAAUGGCGACUACAUCUAAGCCACGCUCUGAGAUGACUUUGGAAGAAAUUGCGAAGAUUGAGGAGGAAGAGUUCAGUACUGGUCCUCUGUCGGUCCUCACACAGUCUGUGAAAAACAAUACCCAAGUGCUGAUUAACUGCAGAAACAAUAAGAAACUACUAGGCCGUAUCAAGGCAUUCGACCGGCAUUGCAACAUGGUUCUUGAAAACGUAAAAGAAAUGUGGACUGAAGUACCCCGGACGGGAAAAGGAAAGAAGGGUAAGGCCGUCAACAAAGACAAAUUCAUCUCUAAAAUGUUCCUGCGUGGCGAUUCAGUGAUUCUAGUUCUAAGGAAUCCUCUUGCCACCGCAGCUGGCAAGUAAAUUAUAAGUUAGAUAUAAUUAGCAUUAAAGAAUCCAUACACAUUAAACUGUUUAUAAAAAUAACAUACAUUUGUGUUUUUGGAAUAUAUUUAUGUUCCUUUUAAGUUGUCCUGCCUGUCUUAUAAAUAAGUAUUACAUCCUGUUUCAAUUAAGAAUUCAUAAUAAACUGAACUUCAUUCCA